Neoarius graeffei (lesser salmon catfish) is the source of this 2482-nucleotide messenger RNA. It is a transcript of the gene csdc2b, whose product is annotated as cold shock domain containing C2, RNA binding b. Gene Ontology annotation, biological process: regulation of mRNA stability. The transcript is spliced from 4 exons. The coding region runs from base 359 to 802 and encodes 147 amino acids. Gene Ontology annotation, molecular function: mRNA 3'-UTR binding. Gene Ontology annotation, cellular component: cytoplasm. Lineage: Eukaryota; Metazoa; Chordata; Actinopteri; Siluriformes; Ariidae. The record is from RefSeq and is a predicted model, not a curated record.
ACUCCCAGUAUGAGUAUGCGAUUUGGGACGCAGCCCUUUCCUCUCUUUCCCUCUCCUCUCGCGUACCAUCACGGGAAAACACACACACACAGAUGGGUUAGGGUUACAUAACAGUGUGUGUAAGAAGGCGAGUGAAUCCAGAGCUCGGUUCACGCCUCAGUGAGCGGACAUCUUUAAAAAAACAAAAAAAGACCAACCCCAAAACGCGAUUUCUGCCAGGAUUAAGGAGUGUGUAAGUCCGGUCACCAUUAAUCCUAAAAGCUCAGCUUGUGACCAGUUGUAAAAGAAACCUCAGAGUCUCCAGCUUCACCCAGGUCUAACGAACCCAGUGGUGAAGACACACACUUGUGCUCAAAGCAUGGCGGAACCGGAGCUGAACGAGUCGUCCUUGCGCUCUCCGAGCUCAGGGUCUCGUCCUAUUUCGUUCCCCUUCAUGAGGGAAGGCAGCCGCGUGUGGGAGAAAGCAGGGGAGCUGCCCAGCCCUCUGCCCACCAAGCGCACGCGCACCUACUCUGCCACGGUGCGGGCGAACUCAGGUCCCAUGUUUAAGGGCGUGUGUAAGAACUUCUCGAGGUCACAGGGUCACGGGUACAUCAGACCCGCGAACGGUGGAGAAGACAUCUUCGUCCACAUCUCAGACAUCGAGGGCGAGUAUGUUCCCGUGGAGGGCGACGAGGUGACGUAUAAAGUGUGUCCCAUCCCACCCAAGAACCAGAAGGUGCAAGCAGUGGAGGUGAUCAUCACACACCUGAACCCUGGAACGAAGCACGAGACCUGGUCCGGGAAGAUCAUCAGCUCGUAGGCUCCACCUCGGCCUGCUGUUGGUUGACCUGGCCUGGAGCGGAAUCGGGGAGUUCUUUAUUUUUCUUUUUUUUGUUGUUGUUUAAUUUUUUUUUGAAGUAGGAACACUGCAAGUGGAAACAGGAUGGAGGAGAAUGGAGGUAGGAUGAGGAAGGAGGUAGGAUGAGGAAGGAGAAGGAAUGCAAGAAUGGAGGUGAGAUUGGGAAAAGUCAGGAUCAGAAAGGGAGAGAGAGAUUAUUAGAAAUAAAAAGGCAAGUUAUAUGAUUUUUGUUAUCUCGCAACAAGAAGCAGAAAAAGAGAAAGACAGCAGAAUUGAGAGAUUCAGAGAUUUACGGAAAUGGUAAAGUAACUUCCUGACGGAUACGCAUGAACAGGAAGAGAGCGACAAACGUAAAGAAAAGAAGGGAAUCAUGGUUAAACUAAAAACUUACCGAACUGUGAAAGACGAAGUAAUGACUCUGGACUUCCUGAAGUCAUCAGAUCAAAGCCCUUGUCAUAAUCCUUGGCCUCUGUUUUGUUUUUGUUUUUGUUUAUUUAUUUAUUUGUUUAUCUUUUCCCCCUCCCCCUCUCUCUCUGGGGGAGAGCUUCUGUUCUGAGUUCAUUUGCAGAUUAUGCUGGAAUUUGAGACUAAUAUGAUUGCACUCGAAACUUGAAACCCCAAAAACAAACCUACUGCCAAACUCCCAGAAUUCCACCUCCCAGAAUUCCAGCGGGAGUGAUUCAGGGUAAACAACCGCCAGGAUUUUCUCGUCCUGUUUUGACGAACCCAGUCGGUCUCGCAUCGCACUUGUACUGAUCACUAUAGCAAGUCCCGAAACGUCUCGUUCGUACCGUCGUCGUGUCUGUAGUUCACUCAUCAUUGGGUAGAAACCCGGUGGUGAAAGUAGCUCACGUGAGAAACUCUUUAGUUGAUCGUGUCUGAUUUAAGUUCGAUUCUGCAUGUAGUCAGUCAGUUUCAACAAGAAAAUCUCUAUGCAUCUUUUCUAUGCUUUGUUGUUUUUUGUUUUAUUUGAUCAUGAUCAUGUUUUUGUACUCAACUGCUGACAACAUGGUUAGUUUAGAUAUAAAAAAAAAAGUUUAAUUUCAGAGCACUUUUUCCCUACGGUCACUGUGGCUAGUGUAGGCGUCAUUUAUGUGUGAAACAGAGUUAAUAAAAAUAAAACUUUAUUAGUCACCCUCCUGUGACGCACUUUUAUUUAUGUGAGUACUACUACUUCUUUUUGGUGGGUUUCCCAGAAGCAUCAUAGCACAAAGAUCAUCGGUAAAUGGUAGCGCGAGCGUGACCGUGAAUACUCACUCUCCUAGUUAAGAUGCUCUUAGCGUUAAGGGGCUUUUGGGAAACCCACCCCGGCUUGGUCAGCAGGUGUUGUUUUGAUUGUGUACUAGUGCAGCUCUAAAUGACAACAGGUUUAUUUAUUCUGAUAUUAGUCCUGAUUCGGAUAAAACAGUCUCUCUUUCCUGACGGUACCGUUUUUGUGGCUACUGUCUCAUAGAGGUUGUAGCCAUUGUGUCAUCGUGUUGGAAGAAUGUAAGAGUGUAACAAUCGCGCAUGCGCAUACAGGUAUUCCAAUUAAAAUGGCCGGUGAGUGUAUUUGGUUCACCAUUCAAAAUAAAUGGACUAGACCAGGGGUUUUCAAAGUGUGGGAGAGUCAGCCCCCCCUCAGAGAGCAAAUAAACAACA